AUGGCCGUUGCUGUCAUCGUUAUGCCAUCUUUUGUGCUUGUCAUCGUCGUGCCCGCUGUUGCACUUGUUAUCGGCGUGCCCAUUGCUGUGCUUAUCAUCGUGUCCGCUGUUGUGCUUGUCAUCGUCGUGCCCCUCCUUUGUUGUACGCUCGUAGUAUGCCUUUUUCAUGGUGUUCUGGAAGCAGUUCCCUCCAUCGUCGUGCACGCCGUUGUGCUCGCCGUCGUUGCUGUGGCCUUUACCAGCAGAAGGAGCGGAUUCCCCUUGGAUAUUAGGGAUUCAAAUCGUAGAGGUUUAUUGCAGGCAGCUAUCGACGGUAUAGGAGCUACUAAGAGAUGGAGAUUGUUCGAUUUUGGCGGUUGCGAAUGA
Molecule: messenger RNA, 366 nt
Organism: Truncatella angustata
Lineage: Eukaryota; Fungi; Ascomycota; Sordariomycetes; Amphisphaeriales; Sporocadaceae
Exons: 1
Coding region: 1-366 (121 amino acids)
Source: RefSeq, a predicted model, not a curated record